This is a messenger RNA of Cokeromyces recurvatus, 1398 nucleotides long. RefSeq names its product YjeF N-terminal domain-containing protein. The coding region runs from base 1 to 1398 and encodes 465 amino acids. NCBI's taxonomy places the organism in Eukaryota, Fungi, Mucoromycota, Mucoromycetes, Mucorales, Mucoraceae. Gene Ontology annotation, molecular function: mRNA binding. The transcript is spliced from 6 exons. Gene Ontology annotation, cellular component: P-body. The record is from RefSeq and is a predicted model, not a curated record. Gene Ontology annotation, biological process: deadenylation-independent decapping of nuclear-transcribed mRNA; P-body assembly.
AUGGCGGAAGCAUAUUCAGGCUUAAAAGUAUUUGUUUUAUUACAUUCCGGUAUUAAAUUAGACGGUAUUGUUUCCCAAGUGUUUCCUUCUAGUCAUCAAAUGACCUUAAAAGAUGUUACUUUACACAUACCUGGACAACUUCCUCAUUUUACACCUAUUUACGGUGUUAUUGGAAAGGAUAUUAAAGAUCUUCAAGUGCUUGCACCAACAACGCCCAAUGUACAACAAACGUUACCAAUAGAUAAUCACAUACUUGAUCAAAUACCUUCUUCACACCCACCAACAAAGACUGUAACGACUAUUAAAUCAACUUCAAAAACUCGAAAAACAAAGCAACAAACAAAUAAUUGUCGAAAGAAGAAUGGCUGGGCUGGUGAAGAUGUAAAUAUAUUUAGAGAAGAAGAAUUUGACUUUCAAAAGAAUUUAGAUAUGUUUGACAAGGCAAAAGUAUUUGCAGAGAUUAGUGAAUCAGAUGAAACUGCACCAGAAGAUUUAUUAGUGACUUUAAAUCGAUUGCCUCAAAAGAAUCAAACUCAUUUAUUACCUACAGAGAAUGUGUUAGGUGUAGAACGUGUACCUCUUUACGAUAUGACUACAACACGGCACAAUAAUAAAUCAAAAGAUAAAAAGAGACAAUCGGUCAAGAUUGUUACUGCUCAAAAUGGAAAUAUUCAAUGUUCUGCAAUGACUCCACUUCAAAUGACUCAAGUAGAACAUGAAUGUGAUAAAAAGAUCAUUCAGAUGAAUCAAAAAUCAUGCUUUGAGGAUGUCGUUAUGGAGAAUGGAGGUCGAGGUGCUGCUUUAUUAGUCUUGCAAAUCUUAAAUCGUAUGAAUAUUGUAUCUUCUCCUUCCAUUGUUAUCAUGGUUGGACAGCACGAUAAAAAGGGGUGUGUUGGAUUAGUGGCUGCACGUCAUUUAAUCAAUCAUGGAUGUCAUGUGACAGUUUGUAUAGAAUCAGGUAUAACGAGUGAUGCUACAUUACAAUAUGAAAUAGCAGCAAGACGGUAUGGAGCUCGUGUCUGUCAUCAUAUUCAAGAAUUAGGUGAUAGUUAUGACUUGGUGAUGGAUGCAAUAGUAGAGAUUGAAGAGAUGAGUCAUAGCAUCUAUGAUAUGAUAGAUUGGGUAAAUGAUCAAUCUAAGCCAGUACUUUCAAUUGAUUUCCCUAGUGGUGUAGAUGCAACUACAGGUAUACCUUAUCAACCUGAAUACGUUAUUCAUCCAAACUGGACUUUAUGUCUUGGUGCACCUAAAACAGGCUGUAAAUCACAUGAGAUUACAGGAGAUUUAUAUUUAGUAGAUAUUGGUAUACCCAGACUAUGUUGGAAACAUAUUAGUGUCAAAGGGAAUAUGGUACCAUGGGGUGCUGAUUUUUUAAUAGCCUUGGAAUAUGAUAAAUAA